AGGUCGUGGCCACCAUCCCUGCCGCCACGGCCUCGGUCGUUGCCGUGGCAACCAUCCUCCGGACCCCCCGACUUACCAGGACCCCGACGCCCCUCCCAUGGAACCCUAGCCUCGCCACUCCCCCCUCGCGCAGCCAUCUUCUUCCUCGCGCACUACCGAGCCGUCGAUGCCACGGAUCUCCUCGCCCACGCGCUCUCCGUCAUCGCCAUGCCCUGAGCUCGUGUCCAGCAUCUCCACCGUGCUCCGCUGCUUCGCCUACAACACCGGAUCGACGACGAGGACCACCAACGCCGUCGCCUACGUCGUCUUCUUCCGCGGAUGCUGCUGGUCAUCGCCAUUCGAUUCGCCUCCACCGAGGAUCCCUCGAGCCCACGGACCUACUUGUCGACCCCACUAUGUCGGAGCCGAGGAGCCACACGCCACCUUCGACGACGACUACUACUACACUGAGGGUGCCUACUACUACAUGGAGACCGCCGACGCCCAGGAGUAGUUAGGAGGCUCCCAGGCA
Messenger RNA from Aegilops tauschii subsp. strangulata, 511 nucleotides. The record is from RefSeq and is a predicted model, not a curated record. Lineage: Eukaryota; Viridiplantae; Streptophyta; Magnoliopsida; Poales; Poaceae.